AUGGCCAACUCGGAAGCCAUUACAUACCAGACUCUGGAGACUGCAAAGCACAUCCGCCUUGUCACAGUAUCCGCCAGCCUUGGCGAUGGCUUGAUCAGCUGCGAGAUGGGUCACUACGUCAAUCCACCGCCUUACAAAUGCCUAUCUUAUGUAUGGGGCGCACAGGCCGUGGGCAAGACAAUCCUUGUUAAUGGCAAGCGCGCAGAUAUACAGGUCUACCUAUACGAUUUCCUUCGCCGCGCGCGCGGCUUCUGUCCUGAUCAGCUGCUGUGGAUAGAUGCGCUAUGCAUCAAUCAGACGGAUCUGAGUGAAAAGAACUCUCAAGUCCAGCAAAUGUCGACGUUAUUCGCGGAAGCCGAGGAAGUUCUCAUGUGGCUUGGUGUUGCUCCCGAACUUGACGUUGUCUUUAGCUUUGCGGAACAGCUAGAAGAUGUGUUGGAGCAGAACGGGCAGAUCGAUGAAGGGACACUUCGUGCGCUUGCAGCUAGUCCUACUAUUGAGUCUGCUCCCCACGGUAUCAGGUCAGUGGAGAUUAGAACAAUGUACAUGGAGUCUGUGGACGGGUUUAGGGCUCUCUUUCGCCACAAUUACUUCACCAGAGCAUGGAUCAGUCAAGAAGUGAUACUCGCCCGGCGCCAGGUUCUUCUGAACGGUAAUCAUUCGAUCUCCUUGGAGCACUUCUACGAUCUCUCCUGCACGCCUUUGCUGGCUAUCGUUUUCGCAAGCACGGUGGCUCACGAUAUCUACGUACUGUGCCGUGAGGGCAACAUAGGCCAACUCGUCUCAUCCUGGCGUUCUAGGCGCAUUGGUAGACCUGCGCCAACACUUCGCCAGCGUCUGCACGAUUUCGGCAGGCUAAGGUCUUCGGACUACCGCGACAGGAUAUAUGCUCUCCUCGGAAUGGUUGAGGGCGGUGAAAGCUUCGCUGUGGACUAUUAUGAAAACUAUGAACAGCUUUUCUGGAGGGUCGUCGACCACUUCCAUCAAAGCACGCAGUAUGCGACUUCCUCAGACGUGGACGCUUACAUAUUCUCGCUUGAUCUCAUGGAUUUGCUCUUGGUAUGCCUCGAGCUUAGUCCUGAUGAUCUGAAGCAUGUCACAGGCGGCGAUACAGGGAUGCUUUUCUCCUUCGACAACAUAUCUUUCUCACCUGCUCGCUGUCAAGAGCCGGCGACUGCUAUCGGCUCUGCUGAGAUUCAUGUCCAUUGGCCAAGAGUGGCAUCGACACUGUUCAACUCCGAUGAUCCUCGCCAGGGCUCAAUGUCAGUGGAUCCCUCAUGCACAUAUCCCUUACGCAAGUUCAAGGAUGAUGCUGGCCACGCGGGAGGCACGGAGAGAGAGGAACUGGACUUCCGACCUAACAUCUCUUAUGGCUGCAUGACCCCCGCACAAUACCAAUAUCAUGAUGGUACCGUGACCGAUAUCGCCAAGGUUGACCACGUAUCCAGCAGUCACUUGGGCAUCCCCGAUGGCGCAUAUACCAUCCGCGUACCACGAGAAUAUGUACUACAUGACCUGGCCGCCUGGCGGAAGUACAGGGCUGAGAACCAGCGACCGACCGCUCGCACCGGGGCGGCAAAUAUGCUUCAGGACUUUAGAGCCCUGCCUAAAUACAAGAGCGCCGUUCACGAAUCGUUGCGCUUGUAUUGGCAGCGAGCUGCCGGACUCCUGCCUGCGGCACCAUGGAGUGAUGAGGAACUCUCAAAGGAGGGCGAUGAGAGCGAUGGUUUCAUUGGUCCUAGUCGACGUCUGCCGAUGUUUGGGAAGUAG
This is a messenger RNA of Cyphellophora attinorum, 1770 nucleotides long. RefSeq lists its product as uncharacterized. NCBI's taxonomy places the organism in Eukaryota, Fungi, Ascomycota, Eurotiomycetes, Chaetothyriales, Cyphellophoraceae. Bases 1 to 1770 code for a protein of 589 amino acids. The transcript is spliced from 2 exons. The record is from RefSeq and is a predicted model, not a curated record.